Scleropages formosus (Asian bonytongue) is the source of this 2021-nucleotide messenger RNA. It is a transcript of the gene ipcef1, whose product is annotated as interaction protein for cytohesin exchange factors 1. Lineage: Eukaryota; Metazoa; Chordata; Actinopteri; Osteoglossiformes; Osteoglossidae. The transcript is spliced from 9 exons. The record is from RefSeq and is a predicted model, not a curated record. Bases 272 to 1516 code for a protein of 414 amino acids.
GAGAGAGUCAGCGCAGGGGUGCUGGGAGGGGCCAGUGCGGAACAAAUACAACAAGAAACAGAAAGCACCGGUCAUCAGUGCUAGAUGGUGUGUUCUGCUAAAGGGGAGGGGAGAUGCCUUCGAUCUAGAGCGGAAGGGUUGAUGGCGGUACAGCAGUGUUGUGUUUCCACCGCCAUCCCCUCUAUCACUCCCAUCAAAGGUGCCCUUUUCAACAAACUCGGCGAAGAAGGGUGAAGAAAAGGAAGCCCUUCCAUCCGCAGGUGAUGCUUCCAUGAGCCGAAGGAGGAUCUCCGUCAAAGAGCUGGGAAAUGUGGACUGCCAAGGAUGGCUGUAUAGGAAGAAGGAGGCCCGGGGCUUCCUGGGGUCCAAGUGGAAGAAGUACUGGUUCGUGCUGAAGAAAGCCUCCCUCUACUGGUAUACGGAGCCGACGGCUGGAAAGGCUGAGGGUUAUAUAAAUCUUGCAGACUUCACAACUGAACAAGCCACAGAGUGCAAGAGAAAGCACGCGAUGAAGGCCAGCAACCCACAUGUCGUGACCUUCUACUUCGCGGCGGACGGCAUGAAGGAGAUGAACAAGUGGUUAAACAAGCUUAACCUGGUGGCCAAACUGAAAAACCGCUCAGAGGCCGACACCGGAGAAAUAUCCGGAGAUGGAUGUUACAGUGAGGAGAGUGAUAGUGAGGAGACGGCAGACUCACCAGAUGCGGAGCAGAUGGCGCUGGAUGAUGACAGUCCGACCGCCCGUUCGCCUUCCGGACCCCAGUGUGAUUCCACGGAGGACUGUGUCUCACCGGCCGACUCCACGGUAACAUCCGGUGAGCCUGCCCGUUCCGUCCCUUCUCCCACUGUGCCAGCGACACCGCAGAGCUCCACCCCCCCUCCCAUCGAGCUCCCCCAGUCCUGGCUGCACAAGGUCUCUCAAGCCAACCAGAAGCUCGCAGAAGGUACCGAAUGCCCUCCGCUGCUGCUGCUGCAGGGUGAUCUGCGGAGCGGUCUUCGUGGUGACCCUGACAAAGGUCCCGAGCGCUGCUCUCUCUCUCGGGUGCCUGCAAUAGUCGUGCGGAGUGCAGACCACAGCCAGGCCGUAUCUUCCACUUUGCUACUGCCAGGGACAUGCGCAGAGGACCCUCAGAAUGUGUUGUGUGAUGAGAUGGAAAGGCUGUACAAUAACCUGAAACGGUCAAACUUGUAUCCGACUGGAGCGUACAAACCGUCCACCGAACGAGAUUUCAAAACAUCGUUCAUCAAGCGCUGCAAAAAUGAAGCCAUGAAUGAGAAGCUGCACUUGAUAAGGACGCUGAGAAGCACUCUGAAGGCAAAAGAGGCGGACCUCAUGAUCAUCGAGCAGGUUUUAGGUGACGCCUGUCUGAGCUCAAAGCACUACAGGGAGUGGAAAGAAGCCAACAUGUUGCUUCUGCAAGAGAUCUCCCUCCAGCGCAGACGAGUGGGGGGCAGCGACGAGCAGAUAGCCUCGGCUACAAGUAGCGCGACAUCCUGUUCAGAGAACAACGUCUGAGCAACACUGCAUUAAUUUGCAUGUGUUUCUGUGUGUAUGUGUGCGUGUAUGCAGAUGGGCUGGUGUGGUUGUUAAUGAAGAACGGGGGUCUCCAUAUAUCUCUUAACCCAGAAAAAGCACAGCCGAGGUUGUGGAAAGCACGUGUGGGACUGCUAAUUCUUCGAUCCAGCAUCAGUGCCUCUUGCCCCCAGAGACCUCUUGUAUUUAAAGGCCCCCAAGGACCACACAAUACGAAGCCUUCGGCCUCCUGAGUGCCUGGACAUUCAGUCAAAGUAAACUCAUUAAAGCACCGUGUUUUCCCAGACAGUCACACGUCAUCGGUAUAUUUAUUACUUUACAUGCUGCUUAACUUCCUCUGUGCAGUUCAUCUUGCAUGUUCAUCUUUACUUGUUUAAAAAUGUGCUUUCUGUAAUCUAUAUAGCUUGAGAACAAUAGAAAUAUUGUUCAUUCAAAUGUACAAUAUUAAACAUGGUGUCAAUGUUACCCUGCAUUGGACUAUUGGAUG